AUGUUUCCUCUCCUUCUUUUUAUUCUUCAUUUUUCUCUUCUUCUUCUGGACACUGUUUAUCCAUCUAAAUAUUUCUUCUUUUUCUUCCUCUUCCUCUGGACACUGUUUAUCCAUCUAAAUAUUUCUUCUUUUUCUUUUUCUUCCUCUUCUUCUUUUCUUUUUUUUUCUUCUUCUGGACAAUACUGUUUCCCAUCUACAUGCUUCUUCUUCUUCUUCUCCUACAUCUUCUUCUUCUUUUCCUUCUACAUCUUCUUCUUCUUCAUCUGGACACUAUUUCUCCAUCUAAUUAUAUAUAGACAUCUAUCUAUCUAUCUAUCUAUCUAUCUAUCUAUCUAUCUAUCUCAUACGAUCUUCCGACCGAUAUCUACGAAGGGAACUCAAAGUGCCGGAUACGGACCAAAGCGAUUAUUAAACAUUCUAUUUGAUCGCCAGGUUUCAUUUUGGGAAGUUAACCAAACCACGAACUUGUUACUUCCCCACUACUAUCUAUCUAUCUAUCUAUCUAUCUAUCUAUCUAUCUAUCUAUCUAUCUAUCUAUCUAUCCCAGUCUGUUCAUAUCUAUCUAUCUAUCUAUCUAUCUAUCCCAGUCUGUUCAUAUCUAUCUAUCUAUCUAUCUAUCUAUCUAUCUAUCUAUCUAUCUAUCUAUCUAUCCCAGUCUCUAUUGAUAUCUAUCCAUCUAUCUAUCUAUCUAUCUAUCUAUCUAUCUAUCUAUCUAUCUAUCCCAGUCGUUUGAUACCUAUCCAUCUAUCCCAGUCUCGUUUGAUAUCUAUCUAUCUAUCUAUCUAUCUAUCUAUCUAUCUAUCUAUCUAUUUCCGCAUCUUAUCUAUCUAUUAUCUAUCUAUCUAUCUAUCUAUCUAUCUAUUUAGAAGGGUUAUCACUCCCGCUUAUCUCUCUCUCUCUCUCUCUUUAUCUAUCUAUCUAUCUAUCUAUCUAUCUAUCUAUCUAUCUAUAAAAGAACCUCAAAUACCCUGCGCCGAGACGCCACCAAUCAGACCAACUGAUCUGAACACCCUCAAUACCCUCCCAGUUAAGCCAUCGACCCUGCUGAGCCUAAACGUCUCUCCUCUUCGAGCUUUCGAACCCCCUGUUCUUAAUCUCUCUCUCUCAACUAGAUCAAGUCCAGCACGUCCCUUCUUUGUAACACCUUGGACUUCUACCUGCUUUCACAUCACUUCCACUGCUGACACCACGUCUGCGACUUUCCACUUUCUUCCUGUCUUCAAAUCUAGUACGUUCUCCCGGAUUACAGCAUCCCUAGACUCACAUAGCAUGGACUGCAAUCUCACCUUUGCCACCUUGUACUCCUCCACCGAAGAAGCCCACCUCCGCUUGUUUGCUGGAUUUCAAUCUCACGGUGACGAUCUGUUACAAGGAAGUUAUACCACCACCCAAGACUCUUCACACCUUUCCCCCGCACUGUUGGUAUCUUUUCACCUGAGAUGGAAAACACUUCAUGUAUGA
Messenger RNA from Acanthosepion pharaonis, 1461 nucleotides. The record is from the annotation of a GenBank genome assembly. Lineage: Eukaryota; Metazoa; Mollusca; Cephalopoda; Sepiida; Sepiidae.